This is a messenger RNA of Tribolium castaneum (red flour beetle), 2345 nucleotides long. RefSeq lists its product as uncharacterized. NCBI's taxonomy places the organism in Eukaryota, Metazoa, Arthropoda, Insecta, Coleoptera, Tenebrionidae. Bases 167 to 2140 code for a protein of 657 amino acids. The transcript has 2 exons. The record is from RefSeq and is a predicted model, not a curated record.
CAAAUUGCAGGUCAGAUAGAUUGUGACUGUGAAAGUCUUUAGACGUUCAAGUUCUCUCAUAUUAUGCAAUAAAUAAAUCAAACAGUGCUUGGUGAGAUGAUCGUGAUCUUCAUUUGAAUUCGCGUAGAAAGUACAAGAAAGUUGGACGGAAUAUUAUACGUGGAAAAUGAUGCGAAUUUUGCUUUGGUCAACGCUCGUCCUGGUACACUCACACCCAGCCCAAAAACUCAACUUACCAGAGCUGGACGUUUCAACACCGGAAGAAGUCAACAGUCUAGAACGCGAGGAACCACUCAGUCGCUCCAUUGACCCACAAAACAGCCGCAAUAAGCUCGAUGAUACAGUGCAAGUGGUCGAGGAAAUACUCAAAGCCGACCCCACUUUACCUCGCUUGACCCGUGGCGAAAUUUUAGACCUACUCGAAAAUAUCACAAGUUCGGAUGACCAAAAAAAGUUUUUGCGCGGGAAUCGAGACCCGAAAGCUGUGAUGGUCGUAAUGCCCUAUACACCCACCAAUGACAAAAACAUGGAAGAUCUGUAUACCAAAGCACCCGUGACUCACAUAAUCGGAGCUGAGCCUUUUAAAACCAAGGAGGAGGCGGACAAAGUGAAGCAUUCGAGGAGACGACCACCGGUUCAAUUCAACGAUACUGAUAACGAUUUGGCGAAGAAACCGCUGCAUUUGGAAGAAAAGAAGAAAUAUUCGGCGAGUAUCAGUGAGAAGGUUACUAAACCAACAACCAUUCCGCGAAACCAAGUGCGAAGAAGACGCCCAGAGGCCACAACUGAAGCCCCAAAACCAACACCGGUGACCACAAACCAGCCCAAGUCGCGGCGCCCUGUCAGGAGGCGAACCACCACGACCCCAACCACUUACCACCCCAACCAUCGCUACCCCGAAGAUUUCCUCCCCAGUCAAGGAAUCCGCAUAAUUGAAUCACCGAAACUGUCCCAGAAAAACGAUGUUUCUCUCCCCGAUCUCGAUUUCGAAGAAAACGUCAAACACGAAGUUUCGGAACUUCCGCCAAAACCACUCACUGAAGAAAUCAUGGUCCCGGAUCACUUGAAAACAGUUAUGAAAGACUUGAAUCUGGAAUCAGCCUUAAAACCGCAAGAAAAUCUAGUGGAACACAACCGGAUCAAGAACAUUUUAGCCUCAAUUGGGGUUCUCCCAGAUGGUACCACCACCACAACCACGACAGAGGCACCCAAUGCCGAAAUGGUCGCCGAGUCUUUAAGCCCAGAAAUGCGCGAUCUUUUGAUGAGUUUCGGGUUAUUACCGAACCCGAACCCGAAACCGACCCAAAAACCGACAAGGGAUGAUCAGUACUUCCCCGACAAGGCUGAAGUCAAGCCGGAAUCGUACGUCGGGUUCAAACCAUUGCCUGACGAUGGGCCGAGUCGUGACGACAUGGACGCCCUUCUAGCCUCCUUCGGCUUGGGGCGAAGCGCCCGAAGAGGCAAAGUCCUCAAAGCUGAAAGUCGCAGCGACAAACCGGACGAAAAGUAUAAUUUUGACAUGAUUCCCGAACACUUGAAAGGCGUUAUCAGCGAUUUGGGGAUUUCGCAGGAACGCGACGGGCGAAAAAUUCGAACCUCGUCGGAGAAACAACACGUCUUCAACCCCGAUAACCAGUACGCCACUGAGGAAGAAUUGAAGAAGCUUGAGCGUCUCAUUGGUAUGAUCAAACAGUUGGAGAAGAUGAACGGGACUGCGACUGAAGAAGACUUGAAGAAAUUCGACUUGGAAGGCUUGAAGGAACUUGUCAGUAGCCUCAACGGGGAUAAUGGCACUCAAACUUUGGACCAAAAAGAGUUAGACUCGCCAAACCCGAACAAUUUUGACGUGGGGCUUGUCAAGAAUGAAAUCAAAAGACAGGAAAGUACGACUACAACUACGAGUAAACCGGAGGCGGAAACUCCGUCCCUUACAGCUUUGGAGGAGUCUUUCGGUGGUCAAACCGAAACUGUGACCGAACCACCGGUUCCAGAAACCACAACUCGCAAAACUGGGUUCUACUAUUUGGUGGAUUGGAACACGUUUUUGGACAUUGACGACACGAAAGGGAAAAGGGUUAAUUUGAGGUUCCAGCCUACGAUUGGUGACCCGAAGAGGUUCUUGUCAGUUAGUGUCCCUUGAACUCUUGCUCAAUUAUUUAUUAAUUUUAAGAAUGUACAUAGUAGCAAACACGUUUGGUGUGGAAAGUGUUCUUAACGUACUCCAGUUAUUUACAAAGUAGUAGUAAGUGAAAAUAUGUAAUUAAAACUGGAAGUUUUUGUAAACAAUAUUUAAUUCCACUUCGCUGUCUCUGUGGUAUGAUCAAUUAAAUAGUUGAUUUAUUGAA